AUGCAGUCUUCGCUAUCAUCUGUGAACGAUCCUCUAUCUAUGCCUCAUUCAAACGCUGACUCAACGACGACACCGGCAUCGACAAACACCGUCAAUUCCGUUAAUUUAGCCCAGGUGGCCCCACAAGAAUCAUCCAAAACCAUGUCGACAAAAAAGAAAGCCAAAUCUUCCAAACACGUUGACCCAGAAUACGUAAAGUCGCCUCGACCAGGUACAACGAGUGGUCACCGACCGACAUCGAGAACCAGUUCUCUCAAGGCUUCGCUCGGUGUAAAAAGCGGCUUUUUAUCACUGCUGCUUUGCUGUACGAGCGGCGGGGCAAAUGCUUUCCGAGAUAGUGGUGAUAAAUCGUCCGUGAGCAGCCAUCCUCGACGAAGCGUUGCAUCAGGAGAUAAUAGAGGAGAACCACCACCCAUUCAGCAUCACCGUCCCGAUACAACGACAACGCAUACCGUACCUGAAAAGGCCCCACCUUCUAUUCCCCUUGUCGAAAAAAAGCCUCAAGUCUCGCGCAUUGUUACCAAUCCUAAUCAGUUACCACCGGUCGAUCCCAAUGAAGAUGUCGCAUCGGAUACGCCCGCAUCCAUACCACAACAGACACCCGAUGAACAAGUGGUCCGAUUGCUACCUCCAAUUGCUUCAGAACAUUCGGGGCUAAAAUGCCUCGUCCUCGAUCUUGAUGAAACAUUGGUGCACAGUUCCUUCAAGGUUAUUCCAAAUCCGGAUUUCAUCGUACCCGUGGAAAUCGACAAUCAAUACCAUAACGUAUACGUUUUAAAGAGACCUGGAGUGGAUGAAUUCAUGCGUAAAAUGGGAGAACGGUAUGAAAUUGUGGUUUUCACCGCCAGUUUAUCCAAGUAUGCCGAUCCUGUUUUGGAUAUGCUCGAUAUACAUAAAGUCAUCAAACAUCGGUUAUUCAGAGAAUCGUGCUAUAACCACAAAGGAAGCUAUGUCAAGGAUCUUUCUCAAUUGGGUCGGAAUCUUUCAGCAACCUUGAUUCUAGAUAAUUCACCGGCAAGUUACAUUUUCCACAAUGCCAACGCUGUCCCGGUAUCCACAUGGUUCAAUGACCCUCACGAUACCGAAUUAUCAGAUCUGGUCACCUUUCUCGAGGAUCUUGCCAACGUUGACGACGUUACACUCAUUCUUGACAACACAUUGCAUCCUACCGCACGUUCACAGUAA
This is a messenger RNA of Radiomyces spectabilis, 1185 nucleotides long. Its product is annotated as HAD-like domain-containing protein. The transcript has 6 exons. The record is from RefSeq and is a predicted model, not a curated record. Gene Ontology annotation, cellular component: plasma membrane. Lineage: Eukaryota; Fungi; Mucoromycota; Mucoromycetes; Mucorales; Radiomycetaceae. The coding region runs from base 1 to 1185 and encodes 394 amino acids. Gene Ontology annotation, molecular function: phosphoprotein phosphatase activity.